AUGAAGAUGAAAUGUCAGGGCAACGCUCGCGUACAGAGGGCCCAACUUAAUCGUCUUCGCAGGACUUUUGAGGUUCUGGCAAUGAAGCAAAGGGAAUCGAUCACUGACUACUUUGGUCGUGUAAUGGUGGUUGCAAACGACAUGAGGAAUUGUGGGGAAGAUAUGACUGAUGUCAAGAUAGUUGAGAAGAUUUUGAGAACUCUCACUGAAAAAUGGAAUUACAUUGUUUGUUCCAUAGAAGAAGCAAAUGAUAUUGAUCAGCUCUCCGUGGAUGCCUUACAAAGUUCACUUCUUGUUCAUGAGCAGAAGUUCAAGAAGGAUGGUGGAGAGGAACACACACUCAAGGUGUCACAUGAUGAGGGUUAUGGUGGAGGAGGACAUGGGAGAGCUGCUUUCAGAGGAGGAAGAGGCAGAGGCAGGGAUCGUCAAAACUACAAUAAGGCAACUGUUGAGUGCUAUAAAUAUCAUCAACUCGGACACUUCCGUUACGAGUGUCCUAGUUGGGGGAAGCAAGCAAAUUAUGCAAAACUGGAUGAGUCGGAGGAGAUGCUACUAUUACGAGUGUCCUAG
Messenger RNA from Asparagus officinalis (garden asparagus), 570 nucleotides. RefSeq lists its product as uncharacterized. Gene Ontology annotation, molecular function: zinc ion binding; nucleic acid binding. The transcript has a single exon. The record is from RefSeq and is a predicted model, not a curated record. The coding region runs from base 1 to 570 and encodes 189 amino acids. Lineage: Eukaryota; Viridiplantae; Streptophyta; Magnoliopsida; Asparagales; Asparagaceae.